UAGACCAAAAGUCAUGGACGAACAAACAUGCAGCCUUCAUUCCUGCCAUCUGCUGCUGGAUCGUCGUGACUUCUGCGCAGAAACCGAGCGCAUCUGAUUACUAUUAGUUAUUUUUAACAGACUGUCAGCAAGGAAAGGCUGUGGUCAUGCUGAUACAACACGCUGACUCAAACUCAUAUUGAUGACAGCGGUGUACAGUAACCAGAUUCUGCAGCUCUGUUCAAAGCAGGUCAGACGAGAGAAGCUUUGCUCUGUGUCCCAUUCAGGCUUGACACUCUGAGCAUAGAGUCAACCUUCCGUCUUUUGUGGUCAGAACCCCCAGUUUUGUCGUCGAAAUGGCCUCAGGACAAGGAGACCUUCCAGCACUUGAGUUUGGCAUGUCUGGCCUCUGCGCUGCCUUACCAUCUCCCACCGGAAUAGCUCGCCACAACAUCAGCUACGAUGAGCACAUGGAUACCCCCAUGCAUCACCCCCCUCAAGAUAUGACAGUCAACGCCUUCUGGAAAGACCCCGUCAUCCCUCGGAACAGGUUCAGGAACAUGGCCGAGGCAGGUGAGAACGGGGGGAAGAUAACAACAUGUGAAGCAUCAGUACCACCCAGGUCCCCAGGGCCUGUUGUGAAAGCCAAAGCCACGACACUGAUGAGCUCCCUAAUGUCAAGGACAUCCCAGGAAAACCUGCAAAGGUUUGAGCACCACGCAGGACUGACUGAGGCCGUCUAUUCCCCACAUAAAGGCCUUAAUGCUGAGGAGACCCAAUUUCACCGGCUAGCUGACGGCAAACUGCCAAAGCUGAGAAUGCCAAGCGAGGACUUGAGAGAGGACAGGCUUCCAACAUCUGCUCAGUCGACCCCCAGCUGCACCCCUUCAGUCACCCCCUCCGUCACGCCCAGCGUUACUCCCCUCUCAUCACCAGCCGUUAGCCGCAGGAACUGGUUCCAGCUGAGUUCAGCCCCUUAUCUAGCUUCUCCAGAGCCCAUCAGACCCGACCCUAGCACAGACAUGGGGGGAAAUGAGGGAGGAGGGGGAGGAUUAGAUAAGUGGAACUUCUUUGGAACCCGGUCUGUGGUGCACAAGUCCCCCACGGAUCCCGGCUCUGAAACCAGCACAGGCUUCUCACUGCAGUCCUACCUCGGCCUGCAGAAGUCCUCCACGAUGGAUGGCACCAACUCGCAGAUCAACCUGAAAGUGGAGAACCCUGCCAACUUCAUGCCCCCCAAGAUCGAAAUCUUGGACACUGAGCCCAAGCGCGUUUCUCAACGGCCACACAAACUGAAACCUCGGGACAUGAAUGUUUUAACGCCUUCGGGGUUUUGAAGCCAGAGCAGAUGUCCACCCCCCCCCUCUCUCCAUGGUAGCUCACUCACGUUCCUGUCUUCUUCUGCCUCCUCUGCUUCCCUGCAAAUUCCCCGAGGCAGAGAGGAAUGAGGACCACCGCACAGUAUUGGCUCAUCAGCCCACGGCGACGUUACACCUCCCAGCAGACCUGGCAUUUCCAUCUGUUCGUCCGUCGGUCCGUCCGUCUCCCACCUCAUUGGCACAUUUAAAUAAAUUGAAAUAAAAGGAACUGAAUAAGCGAUUUCAUUCGUGACCUUUAAGAUGCUUUGCUUUAUGACGUGUGAUUUAUCGGGAGCAUGGGAUCGAACCGGCCCGGUCCCGUUGUUUGCAACGGCGUGAGACUGGAAGUUGAAUAUCUUGUUUGAUCUUUGCAAUAGUUAGUCACUUUACCUUUUGCCUCCCAUGCUAAAACUGAACUCCCAAGUCAGCUUAAAUAACUCAGAUGCCUGUAUUGUAAUUUUUUUAUUUUAUUGAGUUGUAAUUUGAAAUAAGCUCAUAGAUUUCCUGUGAUGUCGUACUUCUCUCUGUCUGCAUGCAGAGGUACUUCAUAAUGUGUGUCUGAUAAUGUGCCUGAACUGGCAGCAUGCUUGCUUCUGGCAUAAGAGCGGGGGCUUUGUUUUUUUUUUUUUUUUUAUUAUGUGAAAGAGUGUUUGAUUCUACUCUAAAAUGUGACUGUUGUGCAUUAAUUGUUUUUAUAUCAUUUUAAUUCCUUUUAAUUUUAUAUUGUCCUGCUUAAGAUGAAUUUUAUUUUAAGGUAGUUGGUAGUAUUAAAAUUUUGGAUUUUUUUUUGGCACAGUAACCAACCACUGCAAUGCUAGAAACAAGCUAAACAGAACAUUAGCAUUGAAGUGGUCCGUUUCCAUUUUUAUUUUCAUUUCAUUUUUUUGUUUUGUUUUGUUUUUGUGUGUGUCCAAGAACUCAGCUGGGUUGUUGGAAAAAAAGUUGAACUUUUGCCAAGUAAUUGCACAAGGAAGCAAAUCUCCUACUGGCGUCUGAAUAAUAAAUCAUUCAUAACAAA
Molecule: messenger RNA, 2355 nt
Organism: Fundulus heteroclitus (mummichog)
Lineage: Eukaryota; Metazoa; Chordata; Actinopteri; Cyprinodontiformes; Fundulidae
Product: KIAA1191 ortholog
Exons: 9
Coding region: 336-1316 (326 amino acids)
Cellular component (GO): cytoplasm
Source: RefSeq, a predicted model, not a curated record